CCUGGAUGACAUUCCGCAGCUCAAGAAAAUCCCAGCGCUGCUCCCCAGCCACAAAUCGCUUGCACGUGGGGCCCGCUAGCGCAGUGUCCAUGUCUCUGCAACUAGUGAGAUCGAGCAAGACGACCGCGAGAGAGACAUGGGAUUUUUACUCGUCGCAGUAACCGAUUCUUGUGAACACAAGAGUUCCAUGUGCCCACUGGUUGUGGUUCGGCAAUGGUAGUUUCGUCUCACUGCCUGCGCUGCGCUGCACGCCGAUGGUACUAGCAUGGUGGGAGGUUUAGUUCUCUCCCAGGCGCAGUCGCACCAGGUCGCCACGCCAAGAACCACCGGGCCGGCGCCGGCGCCGGCGUUGGAGAAGAGGCCGAGGGAGCAGGCGCCACCAUGCAGCACGACGACGACGGCGAUCUCGGCGCGGAGCGUUGACGAGGUCAGGAAGGCGCACGCGCGGCACGUCAAGCUCGGCCUCGACCGCUCCCCGCGGCACGCGCGGCCGCUGCUCGCGGCGUGCGCGCUCUCGGGAUGGCCGGGCGGCAUGGAGCUUGCGGCGUCCAUCUUCGAGUCGCUCGACGAGCCGGAGGCCUUCGACUACAACACCCUGAUGCGAGGCCACGUCAACGGCGGCCGCAGCGACAACGACCCGGCGGCCGCGCUGCGCCUGUACGGUGACAUGCUGCAGGCGAGCGUCGGGCCCGACAACUACACGUUGCCGUUCGUCCUCAAGGCGUGCGCGCAGCUCGUGGCCUUGCAAGAAGGGAGGCAGUUGCAGGGGCACGUCGUAAAACUUGGGUUCCAGCACGACGAGCACGUGCAGAACAGCCUCAUCAGCUUCUACGGCAAGUGCGGCGAGGCGGACACGGCCCGCCUGGUGUUCGACCGGAUGGAGGCCGAGGAGAGGACGACGGCCUCCUGGAGCGCGCUCCUCGCGGCGUACACGAGGGCCGGGCUGUGGGGCCAGUGCCUCGAGUCGUUCGGCGCGAUGGUGCGCGAGGGGUGGAGACCCGACGAGAGCUCCAUGGUCAGCGCGCUCUCGGCGUGUGCGCACCUUGGCGCAUACGAUGUCGGCCAGAGCGUCCACUGCACGCUGCUGAGGAACACCGCGAGGCUGAACACUAUCAUGCAGACGUCCUUGGUGGACAUGUACGCCAAGUGCGGCUGCAUAGAGAAGGCCGCGGCGGUGUUCGACGCAACGGAUGACAAGAACGCGUGGACGUACAGCGCUAUGGUGUCCGGCCUGGCGCUGCACGGCGACGGGCGGAAGGCGCUGCAGGUGUUCGACGCGAUGGUUAGGGAGGGCCACGCGCCCGAUGCGGCCGUGUACGUCGGCGUGCUGAACGCCUGCAGCCGCGCCGGGCUGCUCGAGGACGGGAUGCGGUGCUUCGACCGGAUGCGGCUGGAGCACAAGGUCUCGCCCAACGCGCAGCACUACGGCUGCAUGGUGGACCUCAUGGCCCGCGCCGGGAGGCUGGAUGACGCGCGCGCGCUCAUCGGGAGCAUGCCCACGGGACCGACGGACACAGCCUGGCGGAGCCUGCUCAACGCGUGCCGGAUCUACGGCAACCUGGAGCUCGCCGAGCGCGCCCUGCAGGAGCUGAGGCGCCUUGGCGCCGCCAACGCUGGCGACCACGUGAUCCUCGCGGACAUGCAUGCCAGGGUCACGAACUGGGAUGCCGCGGCCGCGCUCCGGACAGAGGCCGUGGACAGAGGCCUGGCGCAGGCCCCAGGGUUCAGCGCCGUGGAGGUGCGCGGCGAGGUGCACCGGUUCGUGUCGCAGGAUAUGUCGCACCCGAGGACGCACGACAUAUACGAGAUGCUCCACCAGAUGGAGUGGCAGCUGCGGUUCGACGGCUACUGGCCCGACACGUCGGAGGUGGCGCUGGACGUGGACGAGGAGGAGAAGCGGCGCGCGGUCGCCGCGCACAGCCAGAAGCUCGCCAUGGCGUUCGGCCUGCUCAGCACGCCGGAAGGAAGCACGGUGAGGAUCGUCACCAACCUCCGGAUGAGCAAGGAGUGCCACGCGUACAGCGCCUUGAUAUCGGAGAUCUUCGGGAGGGAGAUCGUCGUCAGGGACCGGAACAGGUUCCACCGGUUCAGGCGCGGCGCCUGCACCUGCAGAAACUACUGGUGAGGGGUUAGGUGGGUGUGAACUGUGAUUGAUGGUGUAAAUAUGAACAAGUGAACAACCAUUUCUAUUUUUUCCACACAAGUGUAUGAUCCCUUUGCUGUGAAUGGAUUACAUGGUAGACA
Molecule: messenger RNA, 2244 nt
Organism: Phragmites australis (common reed)
Lineage: Eukaryota; Viridiplantae; Streptophyta; Magnoliopsida; Poales; Poaceae
Product: pentatricopeptide repeat-containing protein At1g31920
Exons: 2
Coding region: 266-2125 (619 amino acids)
Biological process (GO): RNA modification
Molecular function (GO): zinc ion binding; RNA binding; protein binding
Source: RefSeq, a predicted model, not a curated record